This is a messenger RNA of Oryctolagus cuniculus (rabbit), 4154 nucleotides long. The record is from RefSeq and is a predicted model, not a curated record. NCBI's taxonomy places the organism in Eukaryota, Metazoa, Chordata, Mammalia, Lagomorpha, Leporidae.
AUGCUGACUCUAUUUUAUGUUUUUUACAACAGUAAUAAAUCAAUAUUUAUCAGAUGGAUAAGCCCACGGGAACGGGCCUGGGAAACCCUUUUCACCAAGAUGGCGCCGAAGGCGAAGAAGGAAGCUCCUGCCCCUCCUAAAAUCGAAGCCAAAGCGAAGGCCUUGAAGGCCAAGAAGGCAGUGCUGAAAGGCGUCCACAGCCACAAGAAGAAGAAGAUCCGCACGUCCCCCACCUUCCGGCGGCCCAAGACGCUACGCCUCCGACGGCAGCCCAAAUACCCUCGGAAGAGCGCCCCCCGGAGAAACAAGCUUGACCACUAUGCCAUCAUCAAGUUCCCCCUGACCACGGAGUCAGCCAUGAAGAAGAUAGAAGACAACAACACACUGGUGUUCAUUGUGGAUGUCAAGGCCAACAAGCACCAGAUCAAACAAGCUGUGAAGAAACUCUAUGACAUUGAUGUGGCCAAAGUCAACACCCUGAUCAGCCCUGACGGAGAGAAGAAGGCGUGUGUGCGGCUGGCUCCGGACUAGGAUGCUCUGGACGUUGCCAACAAAAUUGGGAUCAUCUGAACGGAGUCCAGCUGGCUCAUUCUAAAUAGAUGUUUUUUCACCAUAAAAAAAAAAAUAUUUAUCAGAUGAAUGUGUGAUUUUAACAGGGGUCUGCUUUGGCUGGAAUUACAUGUAACUUUAAUUUACAAUUUUUCUAUCUCCAGAUGUUAACAAUGCUGUGUUUUACCUUAUAAUCAUAUAUUUAAAGUAUUUGUGUAAAAAAAAAAAAAAAAAAAAGAACAGGGGCCCAUGUUGUGGUGCAGGGGGUUAAGCUGCCACCUGCAUUGCCGACAUCCCAUAUUGGAGUGUUGGUUUGAGUCUGGGCUCGGCCUCUUGUGAUCCGGCUCCCUGCUAACAUGCCUGGGAACACAGCAGAGGAUGGCCCAAGUGCUAAGGACCUUGCUACCUAUGUGGGAGACCCAGGUAGAGUUUCUUGCUACUGGCUUUGACCUGGCCCAGCUCUGACCAGUGCAGCAUUCACAGAAGUGAACCAGCACAUGGAAGAUUCUCUCUCUCUCUCUCUCUCUCUCUCUCUCUCCAUUUCAAAUAAAUAUCUUUUCUAAAAAGAAAACAAAAAAAAAUAUUGCCUACAAGAGAAGUCACCGUUUCUAUGAGUGCAGUUGAACCACCUUCCUGGGGGAGGCUUUCUCAAAAGAGGCAUUUCCCCAGAAUUGCGAGGGAGGAAAGCUGGAUUUAUCAAAACUCAGCCCAUCAAACCUGGAGUCAGCGUUUGGCCUAGCGAUUAAGCCAGGAGGACCUGGGAUCUGGUCCUGCCUCUAGCCCCAGAUUCAAGCUUCCUGCUAAUGUAAAUCCUGGGAAACAGCAGCUCACAUAGUUGUACCCCUGCCACCUAAUUGGGAGACCUGGGUUGAGUUCCCAGCGCCCACCUGGAGUGAACCAGCAGAUGGGAACUUUCCAGCUCUCCCAAAUUAAAUAAAAAGAAGCAAGCCAUUCAUAUUAUUUUAAAAAAUAAUUCUGUCCAAUGGCGGCCCUCUAGGAAGCACUGGCGGGUACAGGGUGGGGCACUUGCCGCCCUGGGAUUCUUUCCAAACCCCUCCAGGCUAGGCCCCGGAUAUGAGUCAAAGAAAGUGUCCCAAGGACCCAGACUGGAUGGAUGCUAGCUCCACUGCAAGCCCUGUGCUGCCCCAGGAGCACAGCGGGGCCAGCCCUGCCAAAGCGAUGCCCAACAGUGUCACUCAGGAGGACAGCUGCUCUGGGCCGUUCACGCCUCAUUGGUGCCUGCUGUGUGGACAGACGUGCCGGAGCACAUCAGGGCAGCUCUGCACGAGGACAGCAGGGCAGGGGCAGGAGCGCCCACUGCCUGGGGCUUUGCUCCUAACCCACAAACAUCCAGGGCAGCAGCCGGCUUAUGAAACCCAGGCGCAGCUUUACAUAAUCACGGGAAAUGAAGAGGAAGAGAGGACUCACAGAAAGGCACGCCCCCAACCUCAACAUCUUGUUUGCGAGAUGAAAUUUUCUUUCUGCUGAUUAUGAAAGUCAACCUUGCAAAGUGACUUGCCAUUUGUUUCCAACAGAAGAGGAAGGGGAUAAAGCAGAAACGGAAGCCCCUCUCAGUCCCACCUUCCCAACUCCCCCAAGGCUUGGGGCCUGUCCUUGAAGACUUUCCUGUGGCCCAGGUACACACACACACACACACACACACACACACACACGAGCCCAAGUGCACACGUGUGCACACACAGGCUUCCAUUUAACAGGAACAGGUGCACCCUCUACCUGCAGGUUCAUGCACAGCACUCAGUUAACAGCAUCCCACAAUGCCUCUGCACCACGAGCUGGGCUUCACUCACUCACUCAGCCCAGUGGGGCACCCCACAAAGCUCACAGCCCAGGGCUGUCCAGCUCCAGAAAUCAAAGCCCUAACAGCCCAGGGCUGUCCAGCUCCAGAAAUCAAAGCCCUAACAGCCCAGGGCUGUCCAGUUCCAGAAAUCAAAGCCCUAACAGUGUCCCCAGUGUUUUCCUUAGCCAAGUUCUCAGAAUCCCAGUCACCCAAGGACCUCCUUAGCAAUGCAGAAUCCUAGACUCCACCCCAGAGCCUCGGAUUCACAAAGCCAGACAUAGUGCCCGGGUAUCUGCAUGUGUAGUGAUUGCUCCUGGCAACCUUUCACAGCCUGGCCAGCCAGAGGACGCUCAUGGCUGGAUUUUGGGGCCACUCAGGAGCUGUGCUUCCUCUUGGGUCCUUCCAAUUUCUGCCCCCACAGCAACACACCUUGGAGAGGUGUCAGGAGGCUUGCUCAGGCCACACAGAGGCCACACAGUGACAUGGAUGGGCUGUAGGGAGGCUUCCCGCAGCAUCGGCUCCCAGGCACAGAGUUCGCAGCGUGGGGCCUUUGUAUUGCAGGACCCAGCCCACUGCCCCUGCCCCGGGCCCACAGCAGGAAGAGCCAGACGUUGGCUCUGCCCUGAGCUUCAGCCAAGGGGAAGAGCCAAGAAGGUACCUUGAUGAAGUCACCAGCACCGUCCAGCCUGCUGCAGCACAAGGGAGCCGUGUAUGUGUGUGCAGGGGUGAGCAUGAUUGUGAGUGAGUGGGUGUGAGAGAGCUAGGGUGCAUGAGGGAGAGCUGUGUGAGUGUGGGUAUGUGACAGUGCAUGAGCGGAGUGUGACUGUGAGGUGUGUGUGUGCACAUGUGUGCCAGACACUCCUGAGACCGGGGCAUCCUCACGCAUGGUCGGGGUGGGAAGUGCCCAUUGCAGGGCCCUCGGCCAGUCCCAGUUGCCGAACAGUCCCAGCAUUUCCUGCCAAGUGCAGCUCCAAAUUCUGCCACUGCCUGCUCUCCCUUAGGCAGCCUGAGCAGCCCAGUCCCAUAGCCCCAGGGACCAAAAGCCAUCCCCUUAACUGCCCCAAUAACAAUAACGGCUGUGUGCCGUCCUCUCCACACCACUGUUUCCCUCUGAGCCCCUCUUGGUGAUCCUGGGGGUCCCUGGAGAGCCAGCUAGUUGGGAGAGAGGCCUCUCCUGUGGGGAUUCCACUGUCCAGGCUCCCCUGAGAGUGCCCUGUGCUCCAGCUGCUGCCUGGGUCCUGGGAGAUGGCUCAGACUCCAGAGCAUGGCUGCGCUCAGAAAGGUCCCUGUGAUUUUUGCUGUCACCUGAUGUGGGCAGCAGGACGUCUGUGCCACUUCCUACCUGCCAACAGAGCACCUUUGUGUGUCAACUCCUGGAAAAGCUGGUGCAGAGUGCGCAGCCAGGGUGGCCAGAUUCCCUCCCCUGGGGCUCCUUGAUGCUCUUUCUCUCUCUCCUUGGGUCAGCUCUGGCACCUGUCGGCCAUGUGACUUCAGGCUCAUCCCUUAAUAUUCAUGCUUUCAUUGCAUAGGCAUUUAUUGAGCACCUACUGUGUAUGUGACACAGCCACAGUCCCUAGUGGUAGAACCAGGGAUGAGAGCAGGCAUCCUGGCUCUCCUGCUGCUGACGUGAGAAAACGGAGGUAGGAGGAGAGCCCUGCAGAGGCUGAGCCAGGUGCUAUGGCAGGAAGGAGGGGCUGCUGUAGGCACGAGGGGGGCUUUGCUGGUUCAGCGAACAGCAGGUGCAAAAACUCUAGGCAGGAGUUUCUGAAGGAAAGGAAGAAGGGCAGUGUGGCUGGAGUGGGUG